AUGUCUAAGGCGUCAAACAAGACAGAUGAUGAUAUUGUCAGGUUGUCGCAGGCUAUGGAUGUCUUAGCCAAGUUAAUUAUUUCGAAGCAAAAGGAUGGAUCUCAGUUACAGGUGGAGUAUAAGCACAAGUUAAAAGAAUUGGAAAAGGUCAUUAAUCUACUGUUAAGUCUGAAUGACAGCGCCGGCACCAGCGUGAUGGACGCCAAUGGUCUUGACACAAUGCUGCGGAACGGCAUCGAAGUUCUGGAAAGAGACGAUCGGAGAUACGCUCUGAUACCCAUAAAACCCAAAUAUGAAGGCGAUUCAACGGAUACACCACAGGAUGCAGCCAGCAAGAAGAGUAAUAAGAAGAAAAAGAAUAAGAUAAAGUGUUCUUUCUGUCACCAGCCCGGACACACAAGAGCACGUUGCGAAACGAGAUUGGCACAACCGCCAAAGGAAUAA
Messenger RNA from Saccharomyces eubayanus, 444 nucleotides. RefSeq lists its product as uncharacterized. Lineage: Eukaryota; Fungi; Ascomycota; Saccharomycetes; Saccharomycetales; Saccharomycetaceae. The record is from RefSeq and is a predicted model, not a curated record. Bases 1 to 444 code for a protein of 147 amino acids. The transcript has a single exon. Gene Ontology annotation, molecular function: zinc ion binding; nucleic acid binding.